This is a messenger RNA of Jaculus jaculus (lesser Egyptian jerboa), 2887 nucleotides long. It is a transcript of the gene Slc26a6, whose product is annotated as solute carrier family 26 member 6. Gene Ontology annotation, biological process: transmembrane transport. NCBI's taxonomy places the organism in Eukaryota, Metazoa, Chordata, Mammalia, Rodentia, Dipodidae. Gene Ontology annotation, cellular component: membrane. The record is from RefSeq and is a predicted model, not a curated record. Gene Ontology annotation, molecular function: bicarbonate transmembrane transporter activity; oxalate transmembrane transporter activity; chloride transmembrane transporter activity. The coding region runs from base 364 to 2625 and encodes 753 amino acids. The transcript is spliced from 21 exons.
CUCCAUCGCAGGACGCGUGUGUGUUGGGGCGCGUUGGCACUGGGAGGCCCUCGCCGGAGAGGCUUUGGCCAGGCCUGUGGAACCACUGAGGUCCUUACCACAUUGUGGGUGCAAUCGGCCGAGGGGUGAGCUCGGGCGCUGCAGGCCGCAGGGCCCGCCUAUAUGGGUGAGGCCAAGGACCAAGGCUCCGCCCACCAGGCGGGAGGAGGGAACCCUUUAAGAAGACUAGAGUGAUCUCUCGGAGCUGGGGAGAGAAAGGGCUUCUUAAGAUCUCCAUGUGACGGCAGUGCCGAGAAUCUUCCUUGCAACUUACUCGACUCCCUCCUCCAGCCUGGAAAAUCUAGGUUAGAGGCGCUUCCCAGGAUGUCUGUGAUCUUACCACCCCAGACCGCGGGACACGCAGACUGUCCCCAAGUGAUGGAGCUGCAAAAGCGAGACUAUCAUGUGGAAAGGUCGCUGUUGAACCAGCAGCAGCUGGAGGAGCUGGGACAAUGGAGCUUAGCACCCAGGACCUACCGGUGGCGAACCUGGUUUCGAUGCUCCCGUGCUCGGGCUCGGGCCCUUCUGCUUCAACACAUCCCAGUCCUGGGCUGGUUACCCCGCUAUCCUGUGCGUGAGUGGCUCGUGGGUGACCUGUUAUCUGGCUUGAGUGUGGCCAUCAUGCAGCUUCCACAGGGCUUAGCCUAUGCCCUCCUGGCUGGACUGCCCCCUGUGUUUGGCCUCUAUAGUUCCUUCUACCCUGUCUUCGUCUACUUCUUGUUUGGUACUUCUCGGCACAUCUCUGUGGGAACCUUUGCUAUAAUAUCUGUGAUGGUGGGUGGUGUGACAGAAUCCCUGACUGCAGACGAGGCCUUCCUGCAAGGCUUGAACACCACAGUUAAUGAUGCCCGCGUGCAGGUGGCCUACACACUCAGUUUCUUGGUUGGCCUCUUCCAGGUGGGGCUGGGCCUGGUGCACUUCGGCUUCGUGGUCACCUACCUGUCGGAGCCUCUGGUCCGCAGCUAUACCACGGCUGCGUCUGUGCAGGUCUUCAUCUCACAGCUCAAGUAUGUGUUUGGCAUCCAUCCGAAAAGUUACACUGGGCCACUGUCCCUCAUCUAUACGUUGCUGGAUAUCUGCUGGAAGCUGCCGACAACUGUGCCUGCCACGGCGGUCACUGCGCUGGUGUCAGGAGUGGCGCUCGUGCUGGUGAAACUGUUGAAUGGCAAGCUGCAGCGAUUUCUGCCCCUGCCGAUACCUGGGGAGCUACUCACGCUCAUUGGGGCCACAGGCAUCUCCUACGGUGUGGACCUGAAGAACAGCUCCGGGGUGGAUGUUGUGGGCACCAUCCCAGCAAGGCUGGUAUCUCCAGUGGCACCUAAUCCUGAAUUGUUUGCCAUGCUCGUGGGAAAUGCCUUCGCCAUUGCCGUGGUUGGUUUUGCCAUUGCCAUCUCCCUAGGAAAGAUCUUUGCCCUCAGACAUGGCUACCGUGUGGACAGCAACCAGGAGCUGAUAGCCCUUGGCUUCAGUAACUUCAUUGGAGGCAUUUUCCAGUGCUUCCCUGUGAGUUGCUCAAUGUCUCGGAGCCUGGUGCAGGAGAGCACUGGGGGCAACACGCAGGUGGCCGGAGCUGUGUCAUCCCUUUUCAUCCUCCUCAUCAUCCUCAAACUUGGGGAGCUCUUUCAAGAACUGCCCAAGGCUGUCCUGGCUGCCAUCAUUAUCGUGAACCUAAAGGGCAUGUUGCUGCAAUUUGCUGAUAUAUGCUUCCUCUGGAAAGCAAAUAGAAUGGACCUGCUUAUCUGGCUGGUGACCUUUAUAGCCACCAUCCUACUGAACCUGGACCUGGGCCUGGCCGUUGCAAUAGUCUUCUCUCUGCUGCUCGUGGUGGUGCGGACACAGCUGCCCCACUACUCUGUCCUGGGGCAGGUGCCAGACACGGAUAUUUAUAGAGAUGUGGCAGAGUACUCAGGGGCCAGGGAGGUCCCAGGCGUGAAGGUCUUCCGUUCCUCAGUCACCAUGUACUUUGCCAACGCCGAGCUCUACAGUGAUGCGCUGAAGAAGAGGUGUGGUGUGGAUGUUGACCAUCUCAUCGCCCAGAAAAAGAAGCGACUCAAAAAGCAGCAGCUGAAGCAGAAACGACUUCAGAAAGCCAAGCAGCGUCGGACACAGGAUACCUCUCCCCAGGUUACCUCUGUUUCCAUCCAUGUCAACAGCAGCCUCGGGGAUAUCAAGAGCAAUGACGUGGAGGGCUCUGAGGCCAAGGCGAACCCCACGGAUGAGCUGGAGGACGCAGUAGCCAGCAGUCAGGAAAACGACAAGGUCCCAAACGUGACCACGCUGAAGUCGCUGGGGCUGCCCCAGCCUGGCUUCCACAGCCUCAUCUUGGACCUGAGCACCCUCUCGUUUGUGGACACUGUGUGCAUCAAGAGCCUGAAGAACAUUUUCCGUGACUUCCGGGAGAUCGAAGUAGAGGUGUACAUCGCGGCCUGCUUCAGCCCUGUGAUUACUCAACUGGAGGCCGGACACUUCUUCGAUGACUCCAUCACUAAGCAACAUCUAUUUGUCUCUGUCCAUGACGCUGUGACCUUUGCCCUCCACAAGUCAAAGUCUGGCCCCAACAGCUCUAUUUUGGCCACCAAACUCUGAUUAUGCCGUCUGAGACUGCCUACCUGUGGAGGUUGUGACAGGUCCUCCCACGAGAAGCUUCUUGGCCCCUGGCUAUGGCUACAUCCAGGUGCUACCCAGGCAUCCUUCCACACACACAUAAAUAACUCAGGGAUGGAGGUCCUGGGACUCCAAGUUCAGUGUUGCUGGCCUAGGACAGGGUGCCACAGUCAGGCUGGCCUUGGCUGGGCUGUCAAUAUGUGUUUUCAACCUUGGUAAUAAAGAUGUGUCUGUUGAACUCCAA